This is a messenger RNA of Arabidopsis arenosa, 735 nucleotides long. NCBI's taxonomy places the organism in Eukaryota, Viridiplantae, Streptophyta, Magnoliopsida, Brassicales, Brassicaceae. The record is from the annotation of a GenBank genome assembly.
UUAAGGUUGGACCAUUAUCAAUGGCGAGGAUCAUCAGAAGACCGUUAAAUUUGACGGCAGCCGCCCGGUUCCGACUUGCUCCGUUAUCUCCAUUCUCCGGCAACUCUGGUUCUAUUAACUCGGAUACGACUCGUUGCUCUGAGUUAAUUCGGGUACCGAGUUUAGUGGAGGGAUGCGAUUACAAGCACUGGCUGGUUCUCAUGAAGCCACCCAAUGGAUACCCAACUCGAAAUCACAUUGUCCAAAGCUUCUUCGAAACCCUAGCCAUGGCUCUAGGGAGUGAAGAAGAAGCUAAGAAAUCGAUAUACUCUGUAUCCACAAAGUACUACUAUGCAUUUGGCUGCAGAUUUCAAGAACCUUUGACUUACAAGAUUAGAUCUCUGCCUGAUGUUAAAUGGGUUUUACCAGAUUCUUUUAUUGUGGAUGGUGACAAUAGAUAUGGAGGAGAGCCGUUUGUCGACGGAGAGGUCGUUCCAUAUGAUGAGAAGUAUCAUGCGGACUGGCUACGAGAUCAAACUGAAGAGGAUGCUAAAAACCGAGUAGUCAAAAAGAAGCCUAGGAGAAAAAGAAAGAAGAAGUUGAUCUAAUUGGAGACAUUUGCUAUUUGGAAGUCUUCUUGCUUCAGUGUGGCACUCCAGCCCGAAGAUUUUCUGGAAUGUCUUUUAGUGUUACUAAUAUGAGCUGUUGUAAAGAAUCCUAGAUGUAAUGGUAGAGGAAUAAAUUAUUCAAUCAAUC